ACAUAUAUAAAUCAAACCAAACAAACCCAAAAGACCUAAUAACUCUCUCAUAAACCCUACUCUCUCUCCCAUACCGCCACUCUAAUUUCAGUUUCAUCAAUCAAUCAAUGGCAAUCCCUUCCCUCGACGAAGAAACAACCAAGAAGGUUAUACGACAGGUUGAGUUUUACUUCAGCGAUAGCAACCUUCCCAGGGAUGAUUUUCUCAGAAAAACUGUUACUGAAAGUGAAGAUGGAAUGGUUAGUUUGGCUUUGAUUUGUUCGUUCAAUCGGAUGCGAAAGCAUCUUAAUUUGGGUGAUGUUAAGCCCAAUGAAGUAAAGGAUGAGACUGUCAAAGCUGUUGCUGAGGUUUUGAAAAAUGCUGCUUCACUCAAGCUCUCAGAAGAUGGAAGCAAAGUUGGCAGGAUUGCUGAGCUUUCCAAGCCAGAAGAGGUAGUUGAGCAGGUUGAGAUAAGAACAAUUUCCGCAUCACCAUUUGAAUAUAAUGUGAAGCUUGAAGAAGUGGAGUCAUUCUUUGGUCAAUAUGCCAAGGUCAACAGUGUUAGGCUGCCCCGUCAUGUUGGAGACAAAAGAUUCUUCUGUGGUACUGCUCUUGUUGAGUUUUCAUCAGAUGAAGAAUUGCAAAAUGUUUUGAAGCUAAAGUUGGUGUAUGCGGGAGCUGAGCUAGAACUUAAGCCAAAGAAAGACUUUGAUGCUGAAAGAGAAAUAGAGCUAGAAAAGCAUGAAAAAUGUCGUAAAUCUGUGGAUUCAAACCACGAGGAGGAAGAACCAGAAACGAACUAUCCUAAAGGCUUACUUAUAGCCUUCAAACUAAAGAACAUUUCAGAGGAAGUUCCUUCAGAAAAGAAUAGCAAUGAUGAACAAGCCAAUGGAACUAAUGGUGCCACCAAGACAGAUGAACAAAAUCCCUCUGAAGUUGCUGCUGCUGCUGAGGAUAGUGAUCAAAAGAUGUCAGAAAAUGAUAGUAAUGAUAAAGAAAACAAUGGCGUGAAUGAAGAAAAAGAUGCUGAAGGUAAAGAAAAGGAACAAGAAAACAAUGAGGUGAAAGAAGAGAAGACUGAAGUUGAAGAAAAAGGCCUGUUAGAGUUGUAUAAGAAAAAUGCCACUGAAGGUGAAAAAAAGGAUCAGGAAACUGAAAAACGUUCAGCUGCUUCUUUCAAGGAAGACUCAGAUGUUGUCUUACGUGAGGAUUUGAAGGUUAUCUUUGAGAAGUUUGGUGAUGUUAAGUACAUAGAUUUCAAAAUGGGAGCUGAGUCAGGAUUCAUUCGGUUUGACGUACCUGAAGCUGCUCAGAAAGCACGUGCUGCUGCAGUUCUUUCUGAUAAGGGGGGCUUAGUUGUCAAGAAUUUUAUUGCUAUUCUAGAUCCAGUGACAGGUGAGGCUGAAAAAGAAUACUGGAGCCUGCUUCGUGGUAAUCAAGAUAAGCGCAGAGAAAGCUUUAAUAACCGAGGAGGCUUUAAUAACAGAGGAAGAGGAGGAAGGCAUGGUAGAGGAGGAGGAGGAGGGAGAUAUUUGCGGCAGAGAGAAAAUGAUUCUGCAGGAGGUCGCCAAAACAAAUUUAGAAAGUAUUAACUGCAUUUAGGGUUAUUUACAACCACACCAGUUAAGUAGCUGCAUCAAGGGUGUUGCCUGAUUUUGUUCUUGGCUACUUUAGAUUGUGGUUGGUUGUAAAAGAUUAUUUUUAAGUUGCAAUUUGGCAUGUAAAACAAUUAACUAUAUGGUACUUUCUCUUGGUAUUUUUGAAUUAAUCUUAGUAAGUUAACAGUGA
Vicia villosa (hairy vetch) is the source of this 1767-nucleotide messenger RNA. Its product is annotated as la protein 1. The transcript is spliced from 10 exons. NCBI's taxonomy places the organism in Eukaryota, Viridiplantae, Streptophyta, Magnoliopsida, Fabales, Fabaceae. The record is from RefSeq and is a predicted model, not a curated record. The coding region runs from base 108 to 1571 and encodes 487 amino acids. Gene Ontology annotation, biological process: RNA processing. Gene Ontology annotation, molecular function: mRNA binding. Gene Ontology annotation, cellular component: nucleus.